AUGACUCUUCUCAAGGAGAAAGUCUUGAAGGGCAUAGUAUUAAGGCGGACAAAAAUUGGCCGAGCUGCAGAUCUUGCUCUUCCACCGAAGACUGUGACAUUGAGGCAGGACUCUUUUGAUAGAAAUGAAAUGGGGUUUUAUGAAGCAUUAUAUACUCGAAGCUGCACGCAGUUUGAUUCGUAUGUUGUUGCUGGAACGUUGCUGAACAACUAUGCCCAUAUCUUUGACCUCCUCACAAGGUUGAGACAGGCUGUUGAUCAUCCAUACCUUGUUGCAUUUUCCAAGACAGCAGAAUCUCGGGAAGGAUGCAAAAAUCAACAAAAUGGUGCCAUGGAAAGCCAGUGUGGAAUAUGUCAUGAAUUGGCAGAAGAUGUGGUGGUUACGUCUUGCGAUCAUGUAUUCUGCAAGAGUUGUUUGAUGGAGUGCUCUGCAACUUUGGGGAAUGUUUCAUGUCCAUCUUGUUCGAAGCCUCUUACUGUUGACUUAACAACGGAAAAUUCGAGACGAAAGGUCCCUGCAAAUUUGAAGGGUGGCAAACGCUCAGGAAUACUGGGCAGACUACAAAGCCUAGCAGAUUUCAAGACAAGUACAAAAAUUGAUGCAUUGAGAGAAGAGAUAAGGAACAUGAUUGAGCAUGAUGGUUCUGCAAAAGGGAUUGUUUUCAGCCAGUUCACAUCGUUCUUGGAUUUGAUUGAAUUCUCCCUGCAGAGGUCUGGCAUCAAGUGUGUGCAACUUAAUGGGAAAAUGAACAUGGCGGAAAAGGGGAGAGCUAUAGAUACCUUCAUAAAUGACCCAGAUUGCAGGAUUUUCCUGAUGAGCCUGAAAGCUGGAGUGGCUCUUAAUCUUACUGUAGCAUCUCAAGUUUUCUUGAUGGAUCCUUGGUGGAAUCCAGCAGUGGAGAGUCAAGCGCAGGAUCGAAUCCACCGAAUCGGACAAUUCAAGCUAAUUAGAAGCACGAGGUUUGUGAUCAAGGACACAGUUGAAGAGCGCAUCCUGCAACUGCAAGAGAAGAAGCAGCUUGUGUUCGAUGGCACCGUGGGUGACUCGCCAGAGGCCAUGUCAAAGCUUACAGAGGCUGACCUCAAGUUCCUGUUCCAGAACUAG
Triticum turgidum subsp. durum (durum wheat) is the source of this 1104-nucleotide messenger RNA. Lineage: Eukaryota; Viridiplantae; Streptophyta; Magnoliopsida; Poales; Poaceae. The record is from the annotation of a GenBank genome assembly.